Messenger RNA from Pelecanus crispus (Dalmatian pelican), 633 nucleotides. The record is from RefSeq and is a predicted model, not a curated record. NCBI's taxonomy places the organism in Eukaryota, Metazoa, Chordata, Aves, Pelecaniformes, Pelecanidae.
AUGAUUUGGGUAAGGAUCGGGAUCGAGAUCGGCAUCAAGGUUGGGGUUGGGAUCGAGAUCGGGAUUGAGAUUGGGGUUGAGGUCGCAAUUUGGGUCAGGAUUGGGAUUGAGAUCGGCAUCAAGGUUGGGGUUGGGAUCGAGAUCGGGAUUGAGAUUGGGGUUGAGGUCAGGAUCGGGAUCAAGAUCGGGAUCAAGGUUGGGGUUGGGGUCAGGAUCAAGACUGGGGUUGAGGUCAGGACUUGGGUCAGGAUUGGGAUUGAAAUUGGGAUCAAGGUUGGGGUCGGGAUCAAGACUGGGAUUGAGACUGGGGUUGAGGUCGGGAUUUGGGUCAGGAUCGGGAUUGAGAUCGGGAUCAGGGUUGGGGUUGGGGUCAGGGUCAAGAUCGGGAUUGAUAUUGGGGUUGGGAUUGGGGUUGGGAUCGAGAUUGGGAUUGAGAUUGGGGUUGGGGUCGGGAUUUGGGUCAGGAUCAGGAUUGAGAUCGGGAUCAGGGUUGUGGUUGGGGUUGGGAUCAAGAUCGGGAUCGGGAUUGAGAUUGGGGUUGGGGUCAGGUUUGGGGUUGGGAUCAAGAUCGGGAUUGAGAUUGGUGUUGAGGUUGGGAUUUGGGUCAGGAUCGGGAUCGAGAUCGGGAUCAGG